UUCAACCACUGUUGUUUUGGUAUAUAUUGUGUGUGUGUGUUUCUAUUUUUAUAUAUAUUUUUUUAAAACCUUGUACUAGUAGCAUAGAACAAGAGGGCAAAGGUCAACGCAGAGCCAUUAACCCUUGCAUGGCCGGGAUCCAGCUUUUGAGUUUUACUGGGUGGUUGACUAAAUGAAAAUGAACGAAAGCAAUGGAAUCUAUAAUGUUAAUAUUUAUCAUAGCUAAGGCUGAUUAGCAGAAGCAUCUUAACAAACAUAUGACGGAGUUGCUUUUCUAAAAACAGCCUGACCCUGUAAAUAAGGGUUGUUAAAAUCUCACCCAUUAGUUUUUAAAGUCUGUUCCCAAAGUGUUUACAGAACCCUCAUUAACGACAAGCUUCCUCGAGAUAACAUAAAGCAUCAACAUCAGUGUCAAAGAUAAGAAGAGCUAUGCUACUCUUUUGGUUUCCAGAGCGUGUGGGGCAUGGGAGUCGACCUGAGGUUCACUCGAGGAACCCCGAUUUCAAAGGAUCGUCCACAAACGAAAGUCAGAUGUUAAACGUGCAGCGGAAAGUCACCUAUCCGUUUUAGAAACUAGAUGAAGAUGCAGGGUUUACGAUAUCUGCUCCUCCUGAUGUCCGUCUAUUUUGCUACGUCGGUUGGGCUUUGCGAGGGGAAAUCUUUAGGAGAUAUCGGUAGUUUGGAGGACACACUGUUCAUUCAAGCAGAAGAACGAAGCCUUGACGAAGAACAUGACUUUAACUCCAAACUGGAGGACUUUUUGGGCUUCAUGAAGGAAGAUUUCUUGAGGAAGUUGAAUUUAUCAAGCGUGCCGCGAGAACAACGCAAGGUUCAGCCUCCUCAGUUCAUGAUCGAUAUCUAUAAUAAAUAUGCUUCUGACAAGACUUCCAUCCCUCGGUCGGAUGUCAUCCGAAGCUUCAUCAUACAGGAUGUUAUUUAUUCCGUUAGACAGGGCAACAAAACACAACACAGACUGCUAUUCAACAUUUCCAUCCCAAAUCACGAAGAGAUCACAUCAGUCCAGCUGAGGCUGUACACUCUCUGGGAAAGAAGUAAAAACACCUGCACUGACCUCUUCACAUCCAUCAAUGUUUAUGAUGUAGAUUACCAGCAGAAUGCAAACAUUUUCAAUCUUCUAGAUGGGAGAGACGUGACUGAGGGCAAAAACACUUGGGAGGCGUUUGACGUGACCAGAGCCGUCAGGAACUGGCACGAAUCUGGACGUGGGGUCGGCGAACUUCAGGUGGAGGUCGAACAGGACUGUGAAUCGCUUGAUAUAAGCCUGGGUUUGGAGGACAACAGCUCGGCGGUCGUAAUAGUAUUUACAAACGAUCUCGGGAACACAAAGGGAGAGUCGAUGAAAGAGAUGCUUCUUCAUGAGAAGCAGCGGGUGUUUUGGGGCAAUCGUGUUCCUGUGAACCAGCACUACAGGAAAAAGAGGAGAGCAACAAACAAUUACUGUCGGAGAACUUCUCUGAAGGUGAAUUUCAAAGACAUCGGGUGGGAUAAAUGGAUCGUGGCCCCGCCCGAGUAUGACGCUUACGAGUGUAAAGGCGUGUGUUAUUUCCCCCUGACAGAUGAUGUAACCCCGUCUAAACAUGCAAUCAUCCAAACUCUGGUUAACCUGAGCAAUCCCAAAAAGGCAAACAUGGCAUGUUGCGUCCCAACCAAGCUGGACCCGAUUGCAGUCAUGUACCAAGAAAAGGGCGUCCUCACGGUCCGACACCUCUAUGAGGAGAUGAAAGUAGCAAAGUGUGGAUGUAGGUAGUUUUGCUUGCUUACCCGUGAAUCUGUAUAAAAUAUCUAUGUUUAAUCAUUCCCAUCUGUGAAAUGUAAUCUUGGAAAUAAUAGUCCUAAAAGAGGGUUGUGAGCAAUGCAACAAAAGAACCAUAUUGGGUUCCCCAAAGAACCAGAGUUUUUAAAAGAAGCAUUUUAAUAAUCAGAAGAACCUUUGUCCACUAAGAACCUGUGGAGCCUUUCAUUGCACAAAAACAUCUGGUUCAUUUACUUUAGUCUGCAUGAACUAAGAAUGAAAAAAGCAUUUAUUAAUCUUAGUUGACGUUCAUUUCAACAUCAUGCAUUAUUAAAAUCAAAAGUUGUGGUUGUUAGCAUUAGUAAAUGCUCUGUGAAUUAACAUGAACUAACAGUGGAACGACUGUAUUUUUAUUAACUAACAUUGACAAGGAUUAAUAAAUACUGUAAUAAAUGUGACCCUGGAGCAGAAAACUAGUCUUAAGUGUCAAAUUUUCGAAAUUAAGAUUUAUACAUCAUCUGAAAGAUGAAUAAAUCAUCUUUCCAUUGAUGUAUUGUUUGUUGGGAGGAACUAUUUGAAAAUCUGGAAACUGAGGGUGCAAAAAAAAUCUAAAUUCUGAGAAAAUUGUCUUUAAAUUUGUCCAAAUGAAAUCUUAGCAAUGCAUAUUACUAAUAAAAAAAAAUGUUUUUAUAUAUUUACUGUAGGAGUUCUACUAAAUAUCUUCAUGGAACAUGAUCUUUACUUAAACCCCCUAAUGAUUUUUGGCAUCAAAGAAAAAUCCAUAAUUUUGACCCAUACAAGGUUUUUUUUUUUUUUUUUUUUUUUUUUUUUUUUUUUUUUUGGCCUUUUACUACAAAUACACCCCAGAGACUUAAGACUGCUUUCGUGCUUCAGGGUCACAAAUGCAUUGUUCAUUGUUCAUUUGUGUUAGUUAAUACAUUAACUAAUUGAACCUUAUUGUAAAGUGUUACCAAAACUUUAGAGAGGGAAAGUUUUCUUUGAAUUAUUAAAAUGUUAUUUUAAGAACUGAUCACUGAAAUGCAAAAAAAAAAAAAAAAAAAAAAAAAAAAAAAGUCUUUGGCAUCACUGAAAAAAAAAACUUUAUUUUUAGGAGGAAAUACAGUAACUUUUGUGGAAUUAAACGGUUAAAAAAAUUACAAUUAAGAGGUUUUGGUUAAAGUCAGCUUUCCUGAUUUUAUUUAAAUGGAACUGUGUUUUCACUUUAUUUAUAGUUGAGGAUAUACCCAGGUGCGUUUCUAGGACUUGACAGCAUCUGGGACAUAGACCAAAACAUCAUGACUCUAUAACCACCCUUAGGGAUUUUUGUUUUACAUUUUAAUAAAGAAACAUAAGAACAUAAAACAUUCUCUACAAAAUCAAAAACAGAUGUCAUUGCUUGCAAGAAACCUCAAGGGGGUGGUACAGUUACGGCCCCAAAUGCUUGUGCCAUUAAUCAGGACGUGGUAUUGCUCAGGUAGACUGUUAUAAAAAUGUUUGUAAGAUCGGACUUGCUCAGCAAAACUGGCAUUAAAGUAGUAUAAGGACCUGACAGCACAGUUCAUAUAAAACAAACUUCAGUGCACUUUGUGUACUUGCAUAGAGUUUGUGUCAGGUCAACAUCUACAAGAACAUACAGUAAAAUAACAGCUAGGGUAACUACAGUAGAUAAAUCUAUAUCUAAUACUUCAGUAAUUAAGUGUUUUCGCUAGGGCCAAUGCCCCUGUCAUCCCACCCCUAAACUGGUCUAUUUUGGGUAGAUCCAGCCAAAAUAUUGACGGAAAUGCUUGUAUAAUUUAAGCAUUUAUGCAAUACCUCCCACAGACCAAAACAUUCAGGGCUUGAGCCCUAAAACACUGCCCCUAGUGACUGGAUAUAACUUCACACUGUAUUCAUUCUUUACUUGGUGUCCUUACAUUUUCCAUCUAUCUAUUUAAUUUUUUUAUUUAUUUUUCCUCACAAAAAUACAUUUUAUAUAAUCCAUGUUUUUGUUUAUGUAUUUCCAGCAUAUAUAUUUACCACAUAUUUUGUUUAACAAUGGUUAUUUUAUUAAGUUGUAAAUUGUUUUAUAUUUUAUCAAUAAAACACAUCAAAGUCA
This is a messenger RNA of Carassius gibelio (silver crucian carp), 3848 nucleotides long. RefSeq names its product growth differentiation factor 2 (gene gdf2). Gene Ontology annotation, molecular function: growth factor activity; cytokine activity. Gene Ontology annotation, biological process: BMP signaling pathway; SMAD protein signal transduction. The record is from RefSeq and is a predicted model, not a curated record. Lineage: Eukaryota; Metazoa; Chordata; Actinopteri; Cypriniformes; Cyprinidae. The transcript is spliced from 2 exons. The coding region runs from base 578 to 1768 and encodes 396 amino acids. Gene Ontology annotation, cellular component: extracellular region.